UUGGAGGUAACCGACGGCGACCGCGUCCGCGUGUCCCCUCCUUUCCCUUCCUUGUCCUCUGUCCACAUCGCCUCUUCUCGCCGGCCGGCAGCCUCCUCCUCUCCGCCCGCCCGAGCGCCGUUCCCCCUUUGGCAGGAGGAAGAGAAGAGAAGAGUGAGUCUCGCCGUUGGUCUCGCCCUUGUCCUCCUAUUCCGUCCGAUUCCCCCUUUGCUUUGCUGUGCUUGCCAGAAAGAAGAAGGGCGAAUCGGAUCCGGAAGAAAGAAAGCCUCCUCUUUCUCCCCGCCCGCCCGUCCGUCCGCAGAUAGAUCUCAUCAUCAUCAUAAAUAUAAAGCCAUGUAUGAUAACUACAGAAAUCCCCAUCCUCCCGGGAUGCAGAUGCCCCCACCAAACCCUCAGCCUGGCCCAUAUGACAAUCCAUUAUAUGGCGCAAGCUCAGGCCUGAUUAAAACUGGGUUAGGAGUAUAUGGGGAGAAGUUCCUCGGCUCCAGUUCAGAAUUCAUGCAGAGCAAUAUCAGUAGAUACUUCUCCAACCCACAGUACUACUUCCAUGUGAAUGAUCAGUAUGUCAGGAACAAGUUGAAAGUCAUACUGUUCCCGUUCCUUCACAGGGGGCACUGGACCCGGAUAAGUGAGCCUGUUGGUGGCCGGUUGUCAUACAAACCUCCAAUGUACGACAUAAAUGCGCCAGAUCUGUACAUCCCUUUCAUGGCGUUUGGUACCUUCAUUAUUCUUGCAGGCUUCACACUGGGCUUCAUGGGAAAGUUCACUCCAGAAGCCAUAAACCUUCAGUUCACAAGAGGGCUGAUCGGAUGGGGCCUACAGAUCGUGUUCCUGAAAGGGCUCCUCUACUCGAUGGGCGGUGGCGAGGUGCCGCUGCUCGACCUGGUAGCCUACAGCGGGUACCUGUUCGCAGGGCUCUCCCUGGCCAUCGUCGCUCGGCUCCUAUGGGCCUACUCAUACUACGUGAUGAUGCCGUGGAUGAGCCUGUGCAUGGGGAUUUUUUUGGUGAGGACGAUGAAGCGGGUGAUCUUCACGGAGAUGCGGGGCAGCGAGAGGCACUCGACGCGGCAGCACUACUUCCUGCUCUUCAUGGCCAUCGUGCAGUUCCCCCUCUUCUUCUGGCUUGGCAGCAUAGGCGCAUGAGAUAGUCUUCUCUGUAACUUUGGCACUAGAAAAAGCAACCACCUGUGAAGCUUAGGCACAUCCAGUAGCUUGUGCAGGCUCUCUGAGCAUCAUCAUAUAUGUUUUGUUGACAGGGUUUUUGUGUUUGGUUUUGUAUAAAGUUGUGAAUUUUGCAGUCGGUCACCAUUUUGUAGUAUGUUUGUUGGAAUAGUCUCAAGUAUAUUCAUAUACAUUGUUUAUGUUAUAUAUGUUUCUUUGUA
Molecule: messenger RNA, 1382 nt
Organism: Triticum urartu
Lineage: Eukaryota; Viridiplantae; Streptophyta; Magnoliopsida; Poales; Poaceae
Biological process (GO): endoplasmic reticulum to Golgi vesicle-mediated transport
Cellular component (GO): endoplasmic reticulum membrane; endoplasmic reticulum-Golgi intermediate compartment; COPII-coated ER to Golgi transport vesicle
Source: RefSeq, a predicted model, not a curated record